UGUCAGUCAACUCACGAGAGAGAAAGGAAAAUGUUUACCAUCAUUAGGCUCGGUUGACAAUAUAUUUGGCGAAAACAGUAAUUUGCAAAUCGAGACCGGUUAUUGACAGCGCAGGAUAUCAGCCGCAACUCCGGCUACAGCUUGAACAAUGGACGACCUGGACACGGAGCAGUUUAUCGAGGAGGUCAAGAAGCGGACGGCGAUCUGGGACUCGUCGUCGGACGACUACAAAAAUCGGGACCUCAAGAAGAACCAAUGGGCGGAAGUGUGCAUGGUGCUGUAUCCGGACUUUUUGGGCCUGGACGCGAACGAUCGGCUGAGGACGGUGAUGGAACUCCAAUCCAAGUGGAAGCACAUCCGCGACUCGUACGUGCGCUCGCUGCGCAUGAAGCGCACCAAAUCCGGCAACGGGCGACGGACAGCAAAGAACUACGUGUACGCCCGGCAGCUGGAGUUCCUGCGUGCCAUCACCACCUCCCGCCGGACGACCGAAUGCUCCCCGGAACAGCCCGAGGUGCUGGUCAACAGCGUGGACGAGUUCGAGUACUUUGGCAAUGUGAUCGAGGACACCGGGGGUGGUGGUGGUGCUAACGGGAUGCUCGAGGUUGGAGUCGGUGGCGACGGAACAGGUCAGUCGUCGGUGGGGCUUCCCCAGGACGGCGGUGAGGACAAGAGCGAGAAUGGCGAGCCCAGCCGGAAGUAUUCGACGAGCACGACGCAGCGACGAAGGCGGAGGACCACGUUUAUGGAGCAGAACGUGCGGAAUUAUAUCGAUAGUUACGACCGGGAGCGGAUGGAUCGGGACCGGGUGGAGGAACCGAGCAGCUGUGAUGAUAUGGACUUUUUCCGGUCGAUGCUGCCGCUGAUACAGGUGCUGCCGCUGUACGAGCGGAUGAAGUUCCGGAUGGACGUGAUGAGGAUCGGGUUGGAGUACUUUGAGAAAUCUCGUGCACUGGUGCAGUAUUCAGAGUAGAUUACUUUCUUAGGGUUAGGAUUUUUUUUUAGUUUAGUGGUAUGUGAUUUCUUGACGUGACUCAUGCUUAGUUUACCUUUUCUAUAUUGUAACAUAAAAGUAUUGUUUUAGAUACUUGCGAGAAACCAUGAUAUUCAGUUAGGCUUUCAUUCCAGUACGUUUCGGCAAUAAGAAAU
Culex pipiens pallens (northern house mosquito) is the source of this 1149-nucleotide messenger RNA. RefSeq lists its product as uncharacterized. Lineage: Eukaryota; Metazoa; Arthropoda; Insecta; Diptera; Culicidae. The record is from RefSeq and is a predicted model, not a curated record. The transcript has 2 exons. The coding region runs from base 149 to 973 and encodes 274 amino acids. Gene Ontology annotation, cellular component: nucleus; transcription regulator complex. Gene Ontology annotation, molecular function: DNA binding. Gene Ontology annotation, biological process: regulation of transcription by RNA polymerase II.